AUGGCGUCAUCUCCACCUCUUGUGGCUUGUUGGCUUGAUCAAAGCAUUGGUGAAGCUGGUGCACAUCUUACAUUAAAAGAACGUUUCGAAAGUGUUUCAAAUCGUAUUGUAAAAUGGCAUUAUUUUGACUCGACUGAUCAAUUUAAUGAAUUCAUCGAUGGAAACCCUAAUGUAAAACUUGUUGCUAUUAUGUGCGGUCAUCUUGCUAAAUGUCUUGUUCCACUCGUUUCUGAUCGAGAUGCUUUACAUAGUGUUUACAUAUUUUGUGGUAAUAAAGAGAAAUACAAGUCAAAAUUUUCAGAUGAAAAAAAAGUGAAAGGUAUAUUCAAUUCGGAGGAUGAUUUAUACCGACAAAUACAAAUUGAUUUGAAGAGAGAAUUUCCAUAG
Molecule: messenger RNA, 387 nt
Organism: Rotaria sp. Silwood2
Lineage: Eukaryota; Metazoa; Rotifera; Eurotatoria; Philodinida; Philodinidae
Source: the annotation of a GenBank genome assembly